Messenger RNA from Ochotona curzoniae (black-lipped pika), 2830 nucleotides. It is a transcript of the gene CLCA2, whose product is annotated as chloride channel accessory 2. The record is from RefSeq and is a predicted model, not a curated record. Lineage: Eukaryota; Metazoa; Chordata; Mammalia; Lagomorpha; Ochotonidae. Gene Ontology annotation, molecular function: intracellularly calcium-gated chloride channel activity. The transcript has 14 exons. Gene Ontology annotation, biological process: chloride transport. Bases 8 to 2830 code for a protein of 940 amino acids.
CUACAACAUGACCCACAGGGGCAAUGCAGGUCCUCUCUGCAGCUGGAAGGUGGUGACCAUCCUGGUUGCCCUAAGCGCAGAACUCCGAUUUCUGGAAGCUGGAAUACAACUUCGAGACAAUGGCUAUGACGGAGUGCUUGUGGCAAUAAAUCCUCAGGUACCUGAGAGUCAGAUCCUCAUCUCAAACAUUCAGGAAAUGAUAGCUGAAGCUUCUUUUUACCUAUUCAAUGCUACCAAGAGAAGAGUUUUUUUCCGGAGCGUACAGAUCUUAAUACCUGCCACAUGGUCAGCAGGUAAUUACAGCAAAGUGGUACAUGAAUCAUAUGAUAAGGCCAAUGUCCUUGUGACUGACUGGAAUGGAGCACAUGGAGAUGACCCAUUUGUCCUGCAGCACAGAGGCUGUGGACAGGAAGGAAAGUACAUUCAUUUCACACCUGCCUUUCUACUGAACGAGAAACUUACUGCAGGCUAUGACUCACGAGGCAGAGUGUUUGUGCACGAGUGGGCCCAUCUCCGGUGGGGUGUAUUUGAUGAAUAUAACAAUGACAAGCCCUUCUACAUCAAUGGACAAAAUCAAAUUAAAGUAACAAGGUGUUCAUCUGACAUCACAGGCAUUUUUGUAUGUGAAAAAGGUCCUUGCCCCCAAGAAAACUGUAUCAUUAGUAAACUUUUCAAAGAGGGAUGCGUGUUUGUUUACAACAGUACCCAAAAUGCCACUGCUUCAAUAAUGUUCAUGCAAAGUGUGUCUUCUGUGGUUGAAUUCUGUAACACAAGUAACCACAACCAAGAGGCUCCUAACCGCCAGAACCAGAUAUGCAGCCUUGCAAGUGCUUGGGACAUAAUCACAGCCUCAGCUGACUUCAACCACAGCACUCCUCUGAGGGGGUCUGAGCUGCCGCCUCCUCCCACAUUCUCCGUUGUGCAGGCUGGUGACAAGGUGGUCUGUCUAGUGUUGGAUGUAUCCAUCAAGAUGGCAGAGGCUGACAGACUCCUUCGAUUGCAGCAAGCAGCAGAAUUUUAUUUGAUGCAGAUUGUUGAAAUUCACACCUUUGUGGGCAUUGCCAGCUUCAGUAGCAAAGGAGAGAUCAGACUGCCGCUCCAGCAAAUUAGCAGCCAGGAUGAUCGCAAGCGGCUUGUUUCCUAUCUGCCCACGGCUGUGACUGCUGAAGCAGAAAUCAGCAUCUGCUCGGGACUAACGAAGGCCUACGAGGAGGUGGAAAAACUGAAUGGCAAAGCUUCCGGCUCUGUGAUCAUAUUAGUGACCAGUGGUGACGAUGAACAUAUUGGCAGCUGUUUACUCAGUGUGCUCAGCAGCGGCUCAACCGUCCAUUCCAUCGCACUGGGGUCAUCUGCAGCCCGAAACCUAGAGGGAUUGGCACGUCGUACAGGAGGUUUAAGCUACUUUGUUCCGGAUCAAUCAAACUCCAAUAGCAUGAUUGAUGCUUUUGGUAGAAUUUCCUCUGGAACUGGAGACGUUUUCCAGCAGAGCAUCCAGAUUGAAAGUAUGAGUGAAAUUGUUAAACCUCACCAUCAUCUAAAACACACUCUGACUGUGGAUAACAGCGUAGGCAACGAGACUAUCUUUUUUGUCACAUGGCAAACCAGCGGGGCCCCUGAGAUUGAAUUAUGUGAUCCUGAUGGAAGAAAAUACCACACAAACCAUUUUAUCAUCAGUCCAGCUUUCCAGACAGCUAGUCUUCGGAUUCCGGGAACUGCUAAGCCUGGACCUUGGACUUACACACUGAACAAUACACACCAUUCUCCUCAAGCCCUGAAAAUGACAGUGGCCUCUCGUGCCUCCACCUCAGCUGUGUCCCCAGCCAUUGUGGAGGCCUUUGUAGACAGAGAUGACACCCAUUUUCCUGACCCUGUGAUGAUUUAUGCAAUUGUGAGAAAGGGUUUUUAUCCCAUUCUUAAUGCCACUGUAAUUGCUACAGUUGAGCCAGAGACUGGAGAGCCUGUUACACUAAAACUUCUUGACAAUGGAGCAGGUGCUGAUAUUAUAAAAAAUGAUGGAAUUUACUCGAGGUAUUUUUUCUCCUUUGCUGUAAAUGGCAGCUAUAGCGUGAAAGUACGUGUCAGUCACUCUCCCAGCACACAUAUCCUAGCGCACUCCAUUCCAGGAAGUCAUGCUAUGUACGUACCAGGUUACAUAGCAAAUGGUAAUAUUCAGAUGAAUGCUCCAAGAAACUCAGUGCGCAGCAAAGAGGAGAAAGAAAAGUGGGGCUUUAGCCGAACAAGUUCUGGGGGCUCCUUCUCAGUGCUGGGAGUCCCAGCUGGCCCCCACCCUCAUGUGUUUCCACCAUGUAAAAUUAUUGACCUGGAAGCUGCCAGAGUGGAUGAGGAGGUGACCUUAUCCUGGACAGCUCCUGGAGAAGACUUCGAUCAGGGCCAGGCUACCAGCUAUGAAGUAAGACUGAGUAACAGUCUUCAGAAUAUUCGAGAUGACUUUAACAAUGCUGUUUUAGUGAAUACGUCAAAACUAAGUCCUCAGCAAGCUGGCACCAGGGAGCUAUUUACAUUCUCACCCAAAUUUUUCAUAAAUAGAUCUGAGUAUCAACUUGGUGAAGAAACCCAAAACAGCCACAGAAUUUAUGUGGCCAUACGAGCAAUGGAUAGGAAUUCCUUGAAGUCUGCUGUGUCUAACAUUGCCCAAGUGUCUCUGUUUAUUCCCUUGAAUUCUGUUCCUGUACUUACCAGAGAUCAUCUUAUACUAAAGGGAGCAAUUGGUUCAAUAGGAAUGGCGUGCCUUAUUAUAGUUAUAGCACAUUGUGCUUUAAACAGGAAAAAAAGAGCAGACAAGAAAGAGAAUGGAAUACAACUACUAUGA